Penicillium verhagenii is the source of this 1962-nucleotide messenger RNA. Its product is annotated as tetratricopeptide repeat protein. Bases 1 to 1962 code for a protein of 653 amino acids. Gene Ontology annotation, molecular function: protein binding. Lineage: Eukaryota; Fungi; Ascomycota; Eurotiomycetes; Eurotiales; Aspergillaceae. The transcript is spliced from 4 exons. The record is from RefSeq and is a predicted model, not a curated record.
AUGGAGGCCGAAUCUCGAAUCUCGAUAAAUUCUCUCUUCAAGCAAUGUCUCGAAAAAUUGCAAAAAUUGCUGAAUUCUAUCCCAGAUGAAAGAAGUGAUGCCAGUUUGACAGUACAAGAUGACCUUGGAAGGCUUCGAGUCUGGAUUGGCAACUUCGGCGCACAUCGCAAGCCGACAGACAGACUUUCGCUAGAUCAUCGACUUCGAGAGGCCCCGGAUCUACAUAGAGAGGUUUGCAACCAUAUCAACGACAUCUCCGAAGCUAUUCAAGCAGCAAUUCCUCUUCUAUCGCAAAAUCUCUCAAAACCCCCUUCAAAUGAGAAUCUUCUUGGAAUCGGCCAGAUUUCUCUUGAAUCACGACCUGAAGACAUCAAUUCGGGCUCAGAGAGUUCAGACUCAGAUUCAGAUGAAUUUUGGGAUCAGAUAAGAGCAGAAAACGACAUACACUCAGAACUAGAUGAAUAUCUGCAGGAUAUACGAUUUACAAUCAGCAGCCUGUACAAAUUCUCUCUGACCCUUCAGAACCCUGCGCACCGCGAUCUGACAUCCAGGGCGUCCCGAAUUGACCUGAGUCAUUUUGAAUUCUACGACAUACAGCAUGUGUCGGACAAGUUCAAUCUUUCAACAGAUAGCGUGCUUGCCCAACGGCUUGGAAGAGCAAACACCAAGCGUCGCCAGCUUUUAGCAUAUUACAAGGAACACGUUGGGAAAAUCUCAAGACAUCUUGAUAUAGUUGUUGCCAAAGCAAUCGAGAUGCCGAUGGAUCUACCGAAGGAUAAAGAAAUCUUCAAGGCACCUCAAAGCAUUUCAACAAAAUGGACACAGGAUACAACCGUUUCAACGAUCAUUCCGCUAGAAAUUGAUUCAAGAUCUGACUCUGCGCGAACAAAAUUCUCCGUAACAAGCUCGGCGACUGGCGAUCAACAAAUUCCGCUGAUGCCCCCACCGCCACAUCAACACCCAGAGAGCGACGCUGGAAAAAUACCAUUCUUUUGCCCAUAUUGUCAUCAAACAAUACAACUUGAAAACAUGGAUCAAGAUUGGGAUUAUCAUGUUUAUAGCGACUUACGACCAUAUAUCUGUACAUUCGCAGGUUGCAUCAAGCCUGACCAGAUUUACGAUAGCUAUACCGAGUGGAGUGAGCAUGAACGGCAACAACAUCGGCGCGAAUGGUUCUGCAAUCUGUGCUCAACUAACUAUCAAUCUGGACAAUCCAUUUUGUUACACUUUGGAGAAGCCCAUGGUGAGGCGGUGCCCGAAGAACAAAGACAAGCGUUAGUUCAGUUAUCCGAAAGAGCGGUGUCUUCUCCACAGCAGUGCCCCUUAUGCACCAAGUCCCCGAUAUCAAAUCCGAGACGUUAUCAGGAACAUCUAGCUCGGCAUUUACAGCAACUCUCACUUUUUGCCUUGCCGCGACUAGAUUCAAAAGAAGCUGACGGCAUAUCUCGCGAUGGAGCAUCAGAUGAAUCCAAUCGGCCACUGGCAUUUGACGAUGAAGAUCAUCAAUCUUUGAGAUCUACACCAAGCCAAGACUCCCUCCCCGUGGAACGAACUCCGAGUCCUCGUUUGGACUCCACAUUUGUUCUGCCCAUAGGAGGGAUCGGGGCAAAAAAUGACGACAUGACCGAGGAACCAUUGGGCAAGGAGGACAGACUUGUGGAUUUGAACGACACAAAAAAUCUGGGCUCAAAUAAAGAAGACUCUGUAUUAAACUUACAGGGUCUGGCAAAGCUAUAUUGGAGGCAAGCCAACCUAGAGAAGACUGAAAGUCUAUUGAUACAAGUUUUGAGAAUUCGUCAAGAGACCCUGGGCGCAGAUCACAAGGAUACACUAUCAAGCACAGAAGAUCUAGCAUUGCUAGAGCAUGUGCGGAGCCGCUUGCAAUACGCUGAAAGUCGAUUGAUGCCAGUGACCGAAACUCGGCAGCCAAAUUUCGGGUUAGAUAAUGCAUGCAAUCCCUAG